AUCAACAAACAAGAAUUAAUAAACAAGAAGUCUACAUUUAUUUCUUCUUAUAAUAAAGAUUAAAAUGAAGUCAUCUGCAAAGAAAAGAAGAAUAGAGUCGUCAGAUGAGUCGAGUGAUGGCAAUGGUGUAUCAGCCCCAAAAGCUUCCGGUGAUGAGGUUACACACAUUAAAUCUGAGGUGAUGAGUGGCAGAAGUUCAAGUCGAAUUCAGGAACGUAAAAGUAAAACAUAUGUAAAACCAACAAGAGACAGUAUAUGGAAUAAAAUUCCUUCAUCUUCAGAAAAACGUUUAGCAAAUAUCUCACCUAACAAAAGGGUCAAUGACAUGCUGCGUGUACACAAUCGAUACAAUGCUGAAUCAAUUGAUAUAUUUAACGAUGAUUUUAUUGAUGAUGAAUUGGAUACCACAACAUCAUCGGAUUCUGGCCUUGAGGAAGAGCAGAGAUCUGCCAAAAAGAAACGGAAAAACAAAGGAAGUAAAAUUCAGAAUAGACGAAGGCGAUUGAAAUACGAAUCAUCAUCUUCGGAAGAUGAAUCAAAAAUAAAUCGGGAAGCCAGUGAACCAACAGAUGGUAACGAAGAUAGCUCUUUAUCAUCUUCCCGAACGAAACAUACCGAAAAUUCAAAGGGAGAUAAUGAGACGAUAUCAAAUACAGGUAAGCCAUUGGCUAUUGAUGAAUGCGAGAUAGAUGAUGUAAUACCAUGUGAUCAAGAUUCAAAUAGUGAUGAAGAGGAUUCACAGAUUUACAAACGUUUAAAUUCAUCCAAAAAUAAAAAUGUUUUAAAAAGUGACGAGGAAAGUGACGUUAAUGAUGAGAGCAAUGAAAACAAAAGUCGUAAUAAGAAAAAUGACAGCGACGCAAACAAGAAAGCUGCAUGUGACAAUAAAAAUGACAGCAGUGAUGAAAGCAGCGAUAGUGAUUCAGAAGAGGACUCAAAUCACCUCUCUCGAUACGAAAGACAAUUAUCGAAAAAAGAAAACUUGUUCAGAAGUUUCAAGGAAGCUCAAGCAAAAUCAAAGAAAAAAAAUGCGUCACCUAAAAAGAAAUAGACUCGCACUUUAAAAAACUUUCUGUUCUGAAAUUUAAAAAGCACAUUCAGAAAGUAAAAAUAUGUAGUGUAAAAAAGAAAUAGGCCCCGAACUAAAACAAACGUAGUUCUGAAAUUAAAUGGGGUUAAAUGCCUAUUUUUCGGCACUAAUCAGGAAAAUAAAGUUGGAUUAUGAGGGGAAAGUUAGCUCAGACAUCAAUGGUGUUAAUGGAAAAAACAAUGAUGGGCUUUCCCUACAUGGGGUUUUAAAGUAGUUGUCUCCCCUGAAAUGUGUUCAUCCGUUUCCACCUGGCAAACUUCAGCAGAUUCCGGUACCCUACAUCUAGCCUCGGCUGUAUGACAAGUCUGCCAUUGGAACUACUUUCAAGUUCCCGGAUUACCAUCGGCGUUGCCCUUGACGACGCCCCUGAAGAAUGUUUUAUCAUACAAAUAUUUCAAAGUCUGAAGCUGUUUCUUUCAAGUUAAUCCGAUUUUCUUCAAACAAGGACAACUUUGCACUAAAAAUUCUACACACACUUCGAACGACACAAUUUUGAUAACUUCUUUUUAAAAGCGGCAAGUUUUCCUAAUAGUAAACCGGUGCCGCAUCGCAAUUGUAUAGGCGUAGGUACAUAUCACUUAUCAUCAUACAGCCGAGGCUAGAUGUAGAGUAACGGAAUCUGCCAAGGUUUGCCGAUUGCAUCUGUUUCUGGACCAAAUUUUUCUAAAGAGCCUAAAGAUGCAUUAUGUAAGAACUAAAUAUGCCUACUGCAGAUCUUUAUUUUGGCCUCAAAUGUUAUAUAAAUUUUUUAGAUAUUUAUUGACAUGAUAAACCCAUAAUCAACUCUCUAGGUUAUCGGAUGGCAUUGCUUUAAGUAGAAAGAACACUGCUGCCAUUUAUGAGUUUUGACGAUAAAAUGGAUUAUCAAGACUUAUGUUAAUGAACAAUCUACACUGCAUUUUGUCAAAAGUUCAAACACUUAUAACUUAGCACAAAAAGUAAUUUGACUGCAAUUUUCAAUAUAUUUAUUUCUCAUUAUCUUUUUUUGAAUUAUUAUCACAAGACGACCAGCUCUUUAUCAACAUCUUACAUAAUGUACUGUUAAUUUUAAGAUUUUCUCUUUAUGGUACUUGUUUAUUAUUUAUAAACCAAAUUACCAAAGACUGUGAGAAUGAACUCUUUAGUCUAAAGUGAAUAUAUACCUGGUAAAGGGGUGAGGGUCAACAUUGAUCUCGAUGAUGCCAUUGGGGCAAGAAGGAAAAUGGGGUUUAACGUCCUACUGUUCUGCUUCGAGUGGCCUAAUGAAGAUGGGCUUACGCCAUAAAGUGUGUUAUGCAGGAAAUUUUGCCCAGGCAGUGGCACUAUGACCUACUCUUAUAUCGAAUUCCAACAGCCAAGGGAUCUUUUACUUGCAUUUCAGUGUGUACACAGGACCUUGGUUUUUCAUGCCAUCCUAACGCUUGACAGCUGUCUUUGUCAGGCCCUCCAUCCUGCAACACUGACAAGGAGAAACCAUGUAGGAAAAUACCGAUGAACUUUCUCGGCCAAUGCAGGGAUUGAACACACGACCUCAAGGCUAGCUAACCAGCAUCUUACCGACUUAGCCACUGUGAUUCCUGGGCGAGAAGGAAGAGUUCUCCAAGCAUAGAACACUCAAAUAAUCCCCAAGCAAUACACUAUACAAGACCAUGUGGAAAAUUACAUGUUUUAAAUCCAUGCAGCCUUUUCUCAACUGGAAAGGUGUCCUGGAUUAAAAAAGUAAUUAUUUCACACAGUUUUGUAUAGUGUGCUACCUGAGGAUUAGGUGAUUGUAUGUAACAAAUUGAAUGGUAUUUGUUGUCCAGUACGAUGUGUCUCUGUUAAAUGUCUAUAACCCUGUUUACAUUACAAAUUUUAAGCGUGUCAGGCACGAUGCCAGGUACAGCGCAGUUCGUUUUUUUUAAGUGGACGCGUGCCAUGCCUGGUACCGUGCCAAUCAGGCCCACCAAAGUGAGGUGCUCUCGGCACAGUACCAGGCACUCCACGCUUAAAUUUUCAUAGUACAAACGCUAACUGGUCUGAGAACGGUUUCAGUACGGAUAACUGUGCAUGCGCCAAAUGAACCUUGACCUUUUUCCGGCAAACUUUGACGUAGCUUUGUCACGGUUCUGUCUAAAUCAACUGCCAUAAUUGUUUUCAUCCGUGUAACUUGCUGACUGAAAUUAACUUUUCUGUAAAGAGUUUCACAUUUGGCGUGCAUGGCACGGUUCUGAGACUGGUGAUGUAAACGAGUCAAUUUCUUGAAAUUUAUCACGGCACGCUGAUCGUGGCCAAGUGUAAACGGGGCUUAUGUUUGUCUCUAUUUGCACUUUUUUUUUAUAGCACUCGUUAUGUAAUUGUUAUCAUGCCGUCAUUAAUUGUUUUAUUCGUUCUGUACAUAUAUUUUUAUAUUUCAAUUCUUUUGGUUAAUUACCUUGUAAAUAAAUAACUCAUUUUGUACAUAUAAGAUGUAAUUAACUAGAUGCAACCCCUGUUUAUUCUAACCAUGGAGUUGGUCUAAUCUACACUGAUUACAGGGGUUGCAUCUCGUUAUAUAUCGUCUUCUUACUGAACCCCUUAAGUAUCGCUGAGAUCCCAGUAUAGAUUUCCUCUGAUCACUAGUCUCCAGCUAUCCUAGACCUCACCUUACGAGAGUUGUCGUCAUCUUCUACUGCUUUAUAACAUUUAUGCUAUAUCACUUCGGUGGAAGCCGGGUCGGGGGUUGGAUGGCCGAAUGGUUAGCACAUGCGUGCUGUAUCAUAAAGCCUGUCAUUGAGUCAACUGGCGUGGUUUCGAAUCCCUGGUUGUACAUGACAAGGAGUAGGGUCGUCUGUCCAACCUCGUGGGUUUUCUCCGGUUUCUUUCCACUGCUAAAGACCCCUACUCGCAAGUGAAUUAUUGAAAUAAAAUUAAACCAUAUGUUAGUCCCGAAAUGACCUAGUUUGUGUCGAGUGGACGUUAAACCCCAUUUCUCUCUCACACAUGUGUCGAGUGGACGUUAAACCCCAUUUCUCUCUCUCUCUCGGUGGAAGCGGACAUUAAAUAAAACUAUUUCAUACACAUUUGUUUAUUCUGUUAUUAUCUCUUGUGAAGUAGAAUGUUAUAAAACAAAAUAAUGCUUGUCUAUAAAAAAAACACAAUUUAUAAUAUGUAUAUAAACUAGUGAUUGUUUUGUAUAUAAAUUCGGUUGUAGUCUUUAUUAUGUUUUCCGGCGUGGUUUCCCCUUGUUAGUGGUGCAGUAUUCCUACUGAACUGUAUUGUAUACAAAUGGCUAUUGUUAAAUAUUGUAAAAAAUAACAGGUAAUAAUACAUUAUAUAUAUUAUCGAUCUGUUUAACAUGAUGGUAAUUAAUCUAGUUUAAUAAAUUAUAUCGAUCUGUUUAACAUGAUGGUAAUUAAUCUAGUUUUAUAUAUUAUAUCGAUCUGUUUAACAUGAUGGUAAUUAAUCUAGUUUAAUAAAUUAUAUCGAUCUGUUUAACAUGAUGGUAAUUAAUCUAGUUUUAUAUAUUAUAUCGAUCUGUUUAACAUGAUGGUAAUUAAUCUAGUUUAAUAAAUUAUAUCGAUCUGUUUAACAUGAUGGUAAUUAAUCUAGUUUUAUAUCGAUCUGUUUGACAUGAUGGUAAUUAAUGUAGUUUUAUAUAUUAUAUCGAUCUGUUUAACAUGACGGUAAUUAAUCUAGUUUUAUAUCGAUCUGUUUAACAUGGUGGUAAUUAAUGUAGUUUUAUAUAUUAUAUCGAUCUGUUUAACAUGACAGUAAUUAAUCUAGUUUUAUAUAUUAUAUCGAUCUGUUUCAUGUAAUUAAUGUAGUUUUAUAUAUUUGUUAUAGUUACCUGUAUGUAUUUAUCUUUGUAAUUAAUGUCCAAUGAAUUUGUAUAUAUUGACACAUGACGGGCCUAUUGUUUUAUAAAUAAGAGUGAACCUCAGUACAUGUAUCACUGUGUGUACUUGUCUGCGUAAAACCCUACCAACGAACGAAUCUCAGUGUAUAGUGAAUUUAGCUGGUGAAAUACGGUAUUUGGAGCAGGUCCCUGGUGAAAUAUGUUAUUGGGAGCAGGUCCCUGGUGAAAUAUGUUAUUUGGAGCAGGUUCUGGAACACAACAGAAAUAAGUAUAUGUUGGCAUUGAUGGAUAGCUUGUUUUUGAUGGAUAGCUUGUUUUUGAUGGAUAGCUUUUUUUUUGUGGAUAUACCUUGAAUAUGGGGUGUAAGUACUCAUCCUUCCUCUCCCCCACCCUUUCCCCAAAACACUCUCCACCACUGAGUAUACAUAUUAUGUUUAUAUAUUUCAUUUACUGGCACCAUUAGAA
Molecule: messenger RNA, 5351 nt
Organism: Patella vulgata (common limpet)
Lineage: Eukaryota; Metazoa; Mollusca; Gastropoda; Patellidae
Product: clumping factor A
Exons: 4
Coding region: 65-1051 (328 amino acids)
Source: RefSeq, a predicted model, not a curated record